Molecule: messenger RNA, 1836 nt
Organism: Stylonychia lemnae
Lineage: Eukaryota; Ciliophora; Spirotrichea; Sporadotrichida; Oxytrichidae
Source: the annotation of a GenBank genome assembly
AUGAGUCUUGAAAGAGCAGUCACAAGACUAAAUUUGCAAAACACCCCUCUAUCCAAAUUAGUCAAUGUUACUUACAACCAGGAGAAUCUCAAAGAGGUAGUUGAGAAAAUACUAAUUACCCUGAGUGACCAUAUGGACUAAACAACCAGAGUGUUCUAAGAUAGAGCGGAGUAAAUUUACGAUUUGACUGCUGCCAGCAAAAAGCACUUGACGAGUAUUGUGGACAUGUAAAACUAAUAGCAGUUAGAAAUAUACAAUCUGAAGGAGGGCUAAUCUAGCAUGAAUGGUAGAAUAGACACUGUUAAAGAUGUGUUAGCAGACCUUACUUCUAGGUUAAAGUCUCUAGAGAGAAUUGGAGAUUAUUAGAAUUCUAAGCAGAAGAAUUAUGUAGAGGAAAUUAUGUCUAUUAUUGGAGAAAAGUUUCCUGCCAAAGAAGAUCUGGAUGUACUUGAAGAUAGGUUUGAAAAAUUCAGAGAUCAGACAGAAUUACGUAUGAGUUCAAUAGCCAAAAUAAAUCCCUAGCAAAUUGAAACUUAAUUGAGAGAGUUUCAAGCAAAAAUGAUUCCUAUAGAGGAGUAACUUAGAACUAAACUUGAUUGUGACAUAUUUGACGAGGAACUAGAUAAAAUCAAGCAGAUAGUCUUUUCAGGAUAACCUAACUAGAAUAAUUCAGGUGGAAUGAAGUCUUCAGAUAUUAUAGAGAUGCGGGAGUCAUUUAAAAAGAUUGAGAGCUGUGAGAUUGCUUGCAUCAAUCUACAGAAAAAGUUUGAGAGACUCAAGGAUAUGAGAGAUUUGGUUGAGAAGCUAGAUGAAAAGUGCUCACUGCUACCAGAAAAAAGUCAAAUAGAUGAUUUGCAAGUCUCUAAUGAUAGAAAUAAGCUAGAUAUAAAGGAAUUCGAAAUGCUUAUUAGAAAUCUAAACUUCAAUCAGAGCGAACAUAAUAGGAUCAUCAAUGAUUUAGUUCCCAAGCCAGGAGCCUUAGAUGAUGAAGAAAUUAACAAAAAGAUAAAAGAUACUACUUAGUAAUUUACCAAAAUGAAAGAGUCAUAUAAUUAGCAGCUGAAGUAGGUCUAAAGCAAUUUCGAAAGCAUUCACAACCAAGUCUAGAAGAAGCUAGAUGCUGAUUAGUUUGAGAUAUUCAAGGAAAAUCAAUUGACCUAGUUUAGAUAAGAUAUCAAUUAGACUCUAGGCGCUUUUGUUGAUAAAAUUUACAUUAAUAAUGUGGUGGAUAGACUGUAGAAAUCAAUAUCAAGCCUCUAUUAAGCUCUUAAUUUGAUGCAAACAACUAAUAAGGAUGAAGAUGAUGCUAUGUUUGCCAAGAAAGGAUACCAUUGCCUCAGCUGCGAUAAGAAUAUCAAUAAUCUUAAUGGCUCUGUAGUAGAUUACCAAGCCUGGUAAAAGCUACCAUUAAAGGAUUCUUAAGACAGAAUAGCCAGACUUGGCAAAGGAUUCUCAAAGAUCUUGAAUAGAAUCCAGACGGAUCACACUAUAGGUGCUAAGGUAAAAAAUGUUGGGAGUAUCACUGCUCAUAAUCACAGUUUGAGUUUAUUCGCUUCUGGCUUUGAUCAUGAUACUGAAAUGCAUGCCAAUAAUAUAGGCACUGAUGCCUCUAAACGAGAAGGAGAGAUGCUCUCAAACAUUGAUGAAAGCACUAGAGGAUUCCAGACCACUAGGAAUGAUACGGCUGGUGAUAAGUAAUCAUAGUUUUACUUGACUCAGCAAAAACUGAAAAACAUUACCAAGAUAAAGUAAAUAGGAGAGAGAAGUGCAUCUUAGAAGUUAUUCAAACAUAAAGCAUUACAUACAGGCUUCUCAAGUCUCCCAGCUUUACAAUGA